AUGCAGUGGGAGACCUCCAUUUUAGAGGAAUACAAUAUUAAUUGGACUCAGAAGCUGGGAGCUGGAAUUAGUGGUCCAGUUAGGGUCUGUGUGAAAAAAUCUACCCAAGAAAGAUUUGCCCUGAAAAUCCUUCUUGAUCGUCCAAAAGCUCGGAAUGAGGUACGUCUGCACAUGAUGUGUGCGACACACCCAAAUAUUGUGCAGAUUAUCGAAGUAUACGCUAAUAGUGUGCAGUUUCCUCAUGAGUCCAGUCCAAGGGCUCGACUCCUAAUUGUAAUGGAGAUGAUGGAAGGGGGAGAGCUAUUUCACAGAAUCAGCCAGCACCGGCACUUUACAGAGAAGCAAGCCAGCCAAGUAACAAAGCAGAUAGCUUUGGCUUUGCAGCACUGUCACUCACUAAACAUUGCACACAGAGACCUCAAGCCUGAGAACCUGCUCUUCAAAGAUAACUCUUUGGAUGCUCCGGUUAAGUUGUGUGACUUUGGAUUUGCCAAAAUAGACCAAGGGGACUUGAUGACACCACAGUUCACCCCUUACUAUGUAGCACCUCAGGUAUUAGAGGCACAAAGAAGGCAUCAGAAGGAGAAGUCUGGGAUUAUACCUACCUCGCCCACACCCUACACUUAUAAUAAGAGCUGUGACUUGUGGUCCUUGGGGGUGAUAAUUUAUGUGAUGCUGUGCGGCUAUCCACCUUUUUACUCCAAACACCACAGUCGGACAAUUCCAAAGGACAUGCGGAGAAAGAUCAUGACAGGAAGCUUUGAGUUUCCUGAGGAAGAAUGGAGCCAAAUCUCAGAGAUGGCCAAAGACAUUGUGAGAAAGUUGCUAAAGGUCAAACCAGAGGAACGACUUACCAUUGAGGGGGUGUUGGACCAUCCCUGGUUAAACUCAAAUGAAGCACUGGACAAUGUGCUGCCAUCUGCCCAGCUGAUGAUGGAUAAGGCAGUAGUUGCUGGAAUCCAACAGGCUCAUGCAGAACAACUGGCCAACAUGAGGAUCCAGGACCUCAAAGUCAGCCUCAAACCUUUGCAUUCUGUAAAUAAUCCCAUUCUCAGAAAGAGGAAAUUGCUUGGCACGAAGCCAAAGGAUGGUGUCUACAUCCAUGACCCUGAGAAUGGAGCAGAAGAUUCUAAUGUGGCUCUGGAGAAGCUGCGAGAUGUCAUUGCUCAGUGUAUUCUGCCCCAGGCUGGAGAGAACGAAGACGAGAAGCUGAAUGAGGUGAUGCAGGAGGCGUGGAAGUACAAUCGGGAAUGCAAACUCCUCCGAGACACCCUGCAGAGCUUCAGCUGGAAUGGACGUGGAUUCACAGAUAAAGUGGAUCGACUUAAACUGGCCGAAAUUGUAAAACAAGUGAUUGAAGAACAGACUGCCUCUCACGAGUCCCAGUAGCCCCAACCUCAGAGCAUUAGUUUGGUUUUGGUUUAUUUUUUACAUUUUGAAAAU
Molecule: messenger RNA, 1443 nt
Organism: Gracilinanus agilis (Agile Gracile Mouse Opossum)
Lineage: Eukaryota; Metazoa; Chordata; Mammalia; Didelphimorphia; Didelphidae
Gene: MAPKAPK5
Product: MAPK activated protein kinase 5
Exons: 14
Coding region: 1-1389 (462 amino acids)
Biological process (GO): negative regulation of TOR signaling; Ras protein signal transduction; peptidyl-serine phosphorylation
Cellular component (GO): nucleus; cytoplasm
Molecular function (GO): mitogen-activated protein kinase binding; calcium/calmodulin-dependent protein kinase activity; calcium-dependent protein serine/threonine kinase activity
Source: RefSeq, a predicted model, not a curated record